UCAGUGGAAGUGAAGAAGAAAGAUACAGUCGAUGGCUGAUUAAAUAAUAGUCCAACCAACUCUGCAGAUUCUCAAUUCAGCCAUGGCGUGGACGACAAGAGCUGCAGCUUUGCUAUUUCUACUGCUACUACUGCAACAGAGCUCGGUCUUCUCUUGGAAGAAAGAUGAGUUCAGGAACUGUAACCAAACCCCUUUUUGCAAGAGAGCUCGAUCAAGAAAAGCUGCUUCUUGCUCUCUCGUUGCCACCGAUGUCUCCAUGAACGACGGUGACCUCACCGCCAAGCUUGUCCCUAAGAAUUCCGGAGAAGCGAUGGCAGGAGGAGAAACUAAUGAAGAACCAGAGGAACCCUCCAAACCAUUGAUUCUUACGUUAUCUGCUUAUCAGGAUGGCAUAUUGAGGUUGAAGAUUGAUGAGGACCCGAACUUGGAUCCACCGAAGAAGCGAUUCGAGGUACCUGAUGUGGUUCUUCCUGAGUUUGAUGAGAAGAAGCUAUGGUUGCAGAGGGCUUCGACGGAGGUUCUCCAUGGUGAUUCUGCUCCUUCUUCAAUUCUUUUUCUCUCGGAUGCUUAUGAAGCCGUCCUUCGUCACGAUCCUUUUGAGGUUUACGUUCGUAAGAAAGGUGGCGAUCGAGUUUUGUCGUUGAAUUCGCAUGGGCUCUUUGAUUUUGAGCAGUUGAGGAACAAGAAAGAGUAUGAAGAUUGGGAGGAGAGGUUCAGGAGCCACACUGAUACCAGGCCUUAUGGCCCUCAAUCGAUUAGUUUCGAUGUUUCGUUCUAUGGAGCGGAUAUCGUUUAUGGGAUCCCCGAACAUGCUUCAAGCCUUGCAUUGAUGCCUACUAGAGGGCCAGGGAUUGAGUUCUCCGAGCCUUACAGACUCUUCAACCUUGAUGUUUUCGAGUACCUCCAUGAUUCUCCAUUUGGACUUUAUGGGUCGAUACCUUACAUGCUCUCCCACGGCAAAGUCCAGGGGACUUCUGGGUUUUUCUGGUUGAAUGCAGCUGAGAUGCAGAUUGAUGUUCUGGGCUCUGGCUGGGACUCUGAGUCAGGAAUCGUUCUUCCUUCAUCUCUAAAUCGUAUUGAUACGCUCUGGAUGAGUGAGGCCGGCAUUGUUGAUGCAUUCUUCUUCGUCGGUCCGGGUCCAAAGGAUGUUAUGAGGCAGUAUGCUAGUGUUACUGGGACACUUGCGAUGCCACAGCAUUUUGCCACUGGAUAUCACCAGUGCAGAUGGAACUACAGGGAUGAGGAGGAUGUUGAGCAUGUCGAUUCAAAAUUUGAUGAAUUUGAUAUUCCUUAUGAUGUGCUCUGGCUUGACGUUGAUCACACAGAUGGGAAGAAAUAUUUCACCUGGGACAGGGUGCUCUUCCCCCAUCCUGAGGAGAUGCAAAACAAGCUUGCUGCAAAGGGUAGGCAUAUGGUUACAAUUGUUGAUCCUCAUAUCAAACGGGAUGAAUCUUUCCCCCUGCACAAAGAGGCUACACAGAAGGGGUAUUAUGCAAAAGAUGCUAGUGGGAACGAUUUUGAAGGGUGGUGCUGGCCUGGUUCCUCGUCUUAUCCUGACAUGUUAAACCCAGAAAUUCGAUCGUGGUGGGCUGAGAAGUUCUCUUUCCAUAAUUAUGUUGGUUCAACUCCUUCCUUGUACAUCUGGAACGAUAUGAAUGAACCUUCUGUUUUUAAUGGCCCUGAGGUAACAAUGCCUAGGGAUGCUCUACAUUAUGGAGGUGUGGAACACCGCGAGCUACAUAAUGCCUAUGGCUACUACUUUCACAUGGCUUCAAUUGAUGGACUUUUAAAGCGAGGGGAUGGUAAGGACAGGCCUUUUGUUCUGUCAAGAGCAUUCUUUGCUGGCAGUCAAAGGUGUGGAGCAGUUUGGACAGGAGAUAACUCAGCAGAUUGGGAUCACCUCAGAGCAUCUGUUCCAAUGCUUUUGACCCUUGGUCUUACAGGGAUGUCAUUCUCUGGUGCUGAUGUUGGUGGAUUUUUUGGGAAUCCUGAGACUGAAUUGUUAGUUCGCUGGUACCAACUAGGUGCUUAUUAUCCUUUCUUUAGAGGUCAUGCACAUCAUGAUACUAAAAGGCGAGAACCUUGGUUGUUCGGAGAGCAGAAUACUGAAUUGAUGAGGGAUGCAAUACAUAUACGGUACACGUUGCUUCCAUAUUUCUAUACAUUGUUCAGAGAGGCGAACACAAGUGGAGUUCCUGUUUUGCGUCCUUUAUGGAUGGAAUUUCCUUCAGAUGAAGCUACUUUCAGUAAUGAUGAGGCUUUCAUGGUUGGAAACAGCCUUUUGGUUCAAGGGAUCUAUACAGAGCGGGCCAAACAUGUAUCAGUGUAUUUGCCGGGCGGACAAUCAUGGUAUGACCUGAGAACAGGAAUUGUUUACAAGGGAGGUGUAACUCACAAGUUUGAGGUUUCAGAGGAAAGCAUUCCAGCUUUCCAGAAGGCAGGCACCAUUGUACCAAGGAAAGACAGGUUUCGCCGAAGCUCCACGCAGAUGGUGAAUGAUCCUUACACUCUGGUAAUUGCUUUGAAUGGUUCCCUAGCAGCAGAAGGGGAGCUGUAUGUUGACGAUGGGAAGAGCUUUGAAUUUGAGCAAGGGGCCUACAUCCAUCGGCGCUUCGUGUUUUCAGAUGGCAAACUUACAUCUUCUAAUAUGGCACCUCCCACGUCAGGCAAGGCUUUCUUUUCAUCAGAGUGUGUCAUUGAGAGGAUUAUAAUAUUAGGGCUCUCCUCUAGGGCAAAAAGUGCUCUUAUUGAACCUGUAAAUUACAGAGCUGAUGUUGUAUCUGGACCCCUCAGUCUUCGAGGGAGACGAAGCCCUGCUGCACUUACCAUCCGCAAGCCCAAUCUUCGGAUUGCGGAUGAUUGGACUGUAAAGAUGUUGUAGUUGAGAAUUGGGUUUUUAAGUAAUUUUUAUGCAAUAUUAAAUGCCUUCUUGUUCAGGGGAUUUUGUUAGAGAUGCUAGGCUAGAUUUAUUUUAUGGUUCUACGCUAAAAUUUGUAAUAUAAUCUCCAGCUUAUGUGCUGUUAAUUAGUAGUUGUA
Molecule: messenger RNA, 3036 nt
Organism: Telopea speciosissima
Lineage: Eukaryota; Viridiplantae; Streptophyta; Magnoliopsida; Proteales; Proteaceae
Product: probable glucan 1,3-alpha-glucosidase
Exons: 6
Coding region: 83-2881 (932 amino acids)
Biological process (GO): carbohydrate metabolic process; N-glycan processing
Molecular function (GO): alpha-glucosidase activity; carbohydrate binding
Source: RefSeq, a predicted model, not a curated record